GGGAGGGAGGGAGGGAGGGAGGGACAGAUCUCAAUUUUUUUUAAUUUUUUUUUUACCUGCCGCGCCUCACGCAACCUACUGAACGAUGGAGAAAAUUGCGGCGGCGGCAAGGCGGUAUGGUGUGGUGGCGGGGUAUGGUGGCUGGCUGUGGCGGCUAGGCUACAAGAAGAAGAAGAAGAAGAAGAAGAAGAAGAAGAAGAAGAUGGACGGAAGAGGAGGACGAGGAGAGAAGAGGGAGCAGCACGACGAUGGACGACGGGGGGCGAUGACGGGUCACGGCGAUGGCGAUGGCGAUGGCGAUGGCGACGGGCUACGGGCGACGGCUGUCCCAGGCAAUGGCGACGACUCGCAGCUGCUUCGACGAAGGACGGACGCAAUAGCGAAGGCAGGCGGCUGGAUGAGGGGCCCCAAAAGGCGAGGGUUCCUUCUCAGAAGCUCAAUGUCGUAUGAGAUGUCAAGCGCUGGUCGAUUGAAGCUAAAAGGGAUGGCCCUAGCAGUUGAGGGAGGCAUGAAGAAGAAGAAGAAGAAGAAAAAGAAGCAGCAACAGCAGCAGGCCCUCUUUGAAGCUGGAGAGGGAGGCAGUGGCGGUAGCGAUUCUUCGAAAGCUGUCUCCGGAGGCGAACUGGUGGUUGUAAAGGAGGAUGCAAAAGAAAUCAGCAACACUGGACAAGAUGGCGCGUUUGAGGGAAGUGGUAGUGGCAAUCAGCAGGCAGAGGUCUUGGAUCUCCGGACGCCUGCUGAGAAACGAUACCAUGAACAACUGGACAGGAUGGAGACAAAAAGGGUCGGUAAGCUGGCAACGAAGUCACACCGGCAGAAGAUAGAGGAAUUCAACCAGUAUCUCGCAAAUCUUAGUGAGCAUUAUGACAUUCCCAAGGUCGGGCCAGGAUAAGAGCUCUACCCUUGUGUGCCUGUGCCGGCUGCUGCUCCUGUUUGUUCCGGUGUGCUUGUGUGCAUGUGUGUGUGUGUGUGUGUGUGUGUGUGUGUGUGUGUGUGUGUGUGUGUGUGUGUGUGUGUGAGAGAGAGAGAGUGUGNUGUGUGUGUGUGUGUGUGUGUGUGUGUGUGUGUGUGUGUGUGUGUGUGUGUGAGAGAGAGAGAGAGAGAGAGAGAGAGAGAGAGAGAGAGAGAUUCUGGUGUAUGCACACACACACUGGACCAGCGAUGUGUUGCCGAGAAAGGACAAGGCAGACUGCAGAUUUUGUGUUGCUUCUUGUGAUAGAGAGAUAUGCAGUAUGCUGUGUCAUUGUGAGGUGUAAUGGUGCCCACGCAUAGUUGUGGUUUUAGACUUCAGUUAAGGUAGUGGAAGGUUAGGUAUUCGUUUGAAGAUCAGGGACUGUGUAAUCUUUGAAGUAGACUAGAAUCCAGAGAAGGCAUGUGGCGUUCGUUAUGAUCUGAAACAAGGUUGUACCAGACUCUGUGACCGGGGUGCCAUCACCGUGAACUCUCAGAGGACUGCGAAGUCUGUUCAAUUAUGUCCUGACAGCAGCUGUUGUCCUUGUCCUUGUCAUUGUGACUCUGCACAAUUCUGGCUGUUCUCGACUAAAUGAUUGAAAAUCGUCAAUCCUUCAAUCCCUUUCCGUACUCAGCUGCAGUCCUGGACUCAGGAGAAUCAACCUCCUGUCCGCCCCUCCAUUUUGCUUCUUGUCCCCCUUUUUCUUGGCGUGUUAUGACUAUCGCCUUCUGUCCAUGGUUCAGAAAUAGGUAAAGAGAGUAGCCCCUGUUUAACAAGUAUGUGAAUGGUGAUGUCCCAGAUCAGGGUUAGCUGGACUGAAAAAUGCGGAAAUGGUUUUGCCAAAUGUGGUGUAUAGUCUUGGACUUGACAGUGUCCUGCUGAUCUGGCCACUGCUUGUGACCCCUAAACUGAACACAGUCAGCUCAUCCGGACAGAGAUUAGCUACAAACGUAGUACUUUGGUGCGUGGAAGCUGUGAUUGAUUGGCCUCAUCAGCUGAAAAGUGUGUCAUUUAAUCAAAUUUGCCCGUUGGA
Molecule: messenger RNA, 1985 nt
Organism: Chara braunii
Lineage: Eukaryota; Viridiplantae; Streptophyta; Charophyceae; Charales; Characeae
Source: the annotation of a GenBank genome assembly